Mizuhopecten yessoensis (Yesso scallop) is the source of this 987-nucleotide messenger RNA. Its product is annotated as oxidoreductase NAD-binding domain-containing protein 1-like. Lineage: Eukaryota; Metazoa; Mollusca; Bivalvia; Pectinida; Pectinidae. The transcript has 6 exons. The record is from RefSeq and is a predicted model, not a curated record. The coding region runs from base 23 to 877 and encodes 284 amino acids. Gene Ontology annotation, molecular function: oxidoreductase activity. Gene Ontology annotation, cellular component: mitochondrion.
UGUACACAGGUGAGCCUGUCGAAUGACAUUGAUGUUCCUCUCAGCUACACGAUGUUGUAAUCUUGUGAUUAUCAUCAUGUUCAAGGUUGUGUCUGGUGCAACAGUUGUCAAGGUGGAAGAUGAGUCCCCGACAGUCAAAAAGCUGACCUUGAAGGUCCACGAUAGACGUUUGUUCUUUAAGGCUGGGCAAUGGGUAGACAUGGUGAUACCUGAUGUCGCAAAAGUGGGUGGCUUCUCAAUGUGCUCGUCACCACGGCAACUAGUUCAGGACGGCUUGCUGGACCUAGCGGUCAAGAGAAGUGACCACCCACCAGCUCUGUGGGUUCACACGCAGUGCAGGGUGGAUAUGGAAGUGAGCAUACGAUCGGGAGGAGAUACCUUCUACGAUCCCAAACCUGAUGACCCUUCAUCUGACCUUCUUCUGAUAGCAGGGGGAAUUGGAAUAAACCCACUCUACAGCAUUCUGUGUCAUGUGACAGAUCUGUUAGGGAGCAAGGGGGAUAAGCUGGAGACAAACGGUGGAAACUCAGCAGGGGCAGACAACUCUGUAUAUACACCAGGCAGAGUUUGCUUGUUGUACUCUGCAAGCACUGAAGAGGAACUCAUAUUUCAGAAACAGUUAUCUGAAGCAGCAGACCAGUUCCCUGGCAUUGAAUGUCAAUACUUUGUUACUAGGAAACAUACAGAAAGUACAUCACCUCAUGUCAAAAAUCACAGGAUUAACCCCGAGGACAUUCAAGACUCACUGAAGAAGCUGAGGAAGGGGAAGACCCUUGUUUAUAUCUGUGGCCCGUCUCCUAUGAUAGAAACCAUGGAAACCAUCCUACUAAAUUCUGGGAUUGAUCCAAGACAGAUCCUGUAUGAGAAAUGGUGGUAGUAGACUGACUUCAAAGACUUUGUCCAGUUUUCAAGAUUUUCUUCCACCGACAAAAUUAUUUGUUAUGUAUAAUCAAGAAAUAUGAUUAAAGUUGUAUUUUCAUAUUUGUA